GCCCAAUCACGGUGGAGAAAGAAAUUUGGCAGUUCCGAUACUUUACCUUCCCAACAUUUCCACGCCUUUCGAGUUCCACCGUCCGACCUAGUCUCUACAAGUUUUCUUGUUUACUUUGUUUGCUCGUUAUCACCAGUUAAACACACACAAUCAUCAUCAAAAUGGCUGCUGUCCCUGCCUACUCCGAUAUCGCCAAGGCGGCGAACGAUCUCCUUUCCAAGGAUUUCUACCAUCUCUCCUCCGGCAGCCUUGAGGUCAAGGACACCACCCCCAACCGCGUUGCCUUCAAGGUUACCGGCAAGAGCAGCCACGAUGCUGCCACCUCCGGCGCUAUCGAGGCCAAGUACUCUGACAAGUCCACCGGCGUGACCGUCACCCAGACCUGGAACACCGCCAACGCUCUCGAGUCCAAGGUUGAGCUUGCCGACACCCUCGCCAAGGGUCUCAAGGCCGAGGGUAUCUUCUCCUUCCUCCCCGCCUCCCAGGCCAAGGGUGUCAAGGCCAACCUUCAGUUCAAGCAGUCCAACUUCCACGGCCGCGCUUUCGUCGACCUCCUCAAGGGCCCCACCACCAGCAUCGAUGCCCUUAUCGGCCACGAGGGUUUCCUCGCCGGUGGUUCCGCUGCUUUUGAUGUCCAGAAGGCUAAGAUCACCAACUACUCCCUGGCCGUCGGUUACCACGCCCCUACCUACAACGCCGCUGUCACCGCCACCGACAACCUGAGCGUUUUCUCCGCCAGCUACUACCACAAGGUCAACAAGCUUGUCGAGGCUGGUUCCAAGGCCACCUGGAACUCCAAGACUGGCAACACCGUUGGUCUCGAGGUUGCCGCCAAGUACCGCAUUGACCCCGUUUCCUUCGUCAAGGCCAAGAUCAACGACCGCGGUGUCGCCGCCGUUGCCUACAACGUCCUCCUCCGUGACGGCGUCAAGCUCGGUCUCGGUGCCUCUUUCGACACCCAGAAGCUCGACCAGGCCACCCACAAAGUCGGUACCAGCCUUACCUUUGAGAACUAAGUUUGAUAUCCCCGGGAUUGUUGUAAAGGUCGGGAGUUGGGGACAAGCCAUGGCGUUGAAUGAUUCUGUGUUGUUUUUCUGAAGAAUGAGGAUACAGCAUCAAUCACCGUGUGUAUGUGUGUGUAUCGAUUAGACGAAAAUAAAUGGAUCACGAUGAUCAGGGCAAACAAACGUUAGAGUUGUGUCCUUAGCAGGAUGAGCAUGAUUUGUAUGAAUUCUGCGAUCUUUCCAACAGUGGCAAUUAAUAUGAUUAGGAUAUCUCACGUUCGUUUAUGUGACGUGCGUGAUGCUGCUUGACAUAUC
Molecule: messenger RNA, 1319 nt
Organism: Podospora pseudopauciseta
Lineage: Eukaryota; Fungi; Ascomycota; Sordariomycetes; Sordariales; Podosporaceae
Gene: POR1
Product: Mitochondrial porin
Exons: 5
Coding region: 162-1016 (284 amino acids)
Biological process (GO): monoatomic anion transmembrane transport
Cellular component (GO): mitochondrial outer membrane
Molecular function (GO): voltage-gated monoatomic anion channel activity
Source: RefSeq, a predicted model, not a curated record